AGUAAGAGAGAGCUAAGCGAGAGGGCUACGGGAGCCGUGAGCUAGCGAGGCCACCGCGGCGCGGCCCGGGAGCCCAGAAGCCCAGGGUGUGCGUGGUGUGUGGGUGUGGGUUGGGGUGAUUGGUGGGGGGGCGGUGCGGAAGAAGUGUAGCGAGGGGCGUGGCGGCUUAGCCAAGGGGACUGACAAGCUACUCGGAGGAGCUCGGGCUUACGCGGCCGGGGAAGCCGGAGCCCGGGGGAAGGAGGGUGGUUUACUUCUCGCCCUGUCGGGGUUCCUCACGUGCUCGCGUUGCGCGCGGGAGGAGGGGGCGAGGGCGCUCGAGGCCUGCGGGGGUGGGGCGCGGCGGACGGCGAGUCCGCGGACCGCCGCUAUGGGUUGCUUGUUCUCCAAGAAGCGGAAGACUGAGAAGGAGCGGCAGACCCCGCCGGCGUCUGGGGAAGCCGGGGAGCAGCAGCCGCCGAAGCUGUACAGCUGGGACAAGCGGGAAAAGAUUGAUCCAAAAGACUAUAUGUUUAAUGGCUUGAAGAAUGAAACAGUAGGUCGCUUACCUGGUAAAGUUGCAGGACAGCAGUUCGUCAUUCAAGACUGUGAGAACUGCAACAUCUACAUCUUUGAUCACUCUGCUACAAUCACUAUUGAUGACUGUACAAGCUGCAGAAUCUUUCUGGGACCUGUAAAAGGAAGUGUAUUUUUCCGGAAUUGCCGAGAUUGCAAAUGCAUAGUAGCCUGCCAGCAGUUUCGUACUCGGGAUUGUAGAAAGCUAGAAGUCUUCUUGUCUUGUGCCACACAACCCAUUAUUGAAUCCUCAGCAAAUAUCAAGUUUGGAUGUUUUCAGUUUUAUUAUCCUGAGCUAGCUUUUCAGUUCAAAGAUGCAGGACUAAGCAUCUUCAAUAACACAUGGAGUAAUGUCCACGACUUUACACCUGUGUCAGGAGAAAACAAUUGGAGCCUCCUGCCAGAGGAUGCAGUGGUUCAGGACUGUGUUCCUCUACCUACUCUUGAAGAGCUCAAAGCUGUACGAAUAUCUACAGAUGCCAGUAAGAGCAUUGUUCCAAUAACUCGGGGUCAGAGGCAGAAGAUUAGUGAAGAAUCCUGUUUGGCUGUUUUAUUUGCUGGUGAUUAUACUACUGCAAAUGCCCGGAAACUAAUUGACGAGAUGCUUAGCAGAAGUUUUUUGCUGGUUCAGACAAAGGAAGUAUCAAUGAAACCUGAGGAUGCCCAGAGAAUUUUCCGAGGAAAAGCGCCUGAUUUCAUUCCUUUACUAGACAAAGGUCCUGUUAUUGCUUUGGAGUUUAAUGGAGAUGGUGCAGUAGAAGGAUGCCAACUCAUCAUAAAUGAUGUAUUCAAUGGGACCAAGAUGUUUGUAUCAGAAAAUAAGGUAACAGCUUCUGGAGAUGUCGACAGCUUCUACAACUUUGCUGAUCUGCAGAUGGGGAUGUGAAGUACAUCAUGGAACCAUUACUCUGAUAUGAAGCCCAAAUUUUCCACUUGUUUAUGUAGAUUUUGAUAGUAUAAUUUUCUGCACUAGGAUUAUUUUUUUAACUAAUUAAUGCUAAAUGUUAAAAGAUUAUUUUUUUGAAAGAAUCUGUUUAGUAUGACAUUUAUUUGAUGUGUAACAGAUAGUUCAUCUUAAAAUUUACAUUUAUGGAUUUUAAGCACUUAAAUCCUUCUCCAGAUUACUAUCUCUUCUUCCCUAGGACUUGAAAGUUCAUAUUUCUGAAACUGUAAUUUAAAUGAACUGCCGAUGAAACAUCUAUUAGACAGUUUUAAAAAGUUAAUAAAAUGUAGCACAGGGUGCAUAGGAUUUAGAACUUGGAAGGGACCUUAGAGAUGUUUCCUGCAAUCCAUUUUAUAGAUGAGAAAGCUAAGAGCCCUUGUUAAGUGAAUUGUUAAAGGUCAAUAUCUGAUGCUAAGCGGGCAAAACUGGAAUUUGAAACCAGUUUUUCCCUCUCCAAAUCAAUCACUUUUUCCACCACAGCACACUAGAUAAAACUUAACCAAAACAUUUUAAUAUUAACAUCUACAAAAAGCAUCUUACUUAUUUUUACACAGUGCUAUCAAAAAAAAAAAAAGCCUAAUAAUUCCUUAAAUUUCUUAACUAAACAACUUAAAUUCUUGAUAAUUUUGGCUACCACAUUGUGUUCCAAGAAAGAACUUUUUGCACAGCCCAUUAUUUGUUUUGGUACCUCUUCUUUUUAGGGGGAUUUGUUUCUGUGACUGUGUAUCUGUUUAAACCGAUCAAAAAAUUUGUUAUCACUGACAAGGAUUAUAAAAUGAAAUGAUGGUUUUGUAAUUACAGAAUAAAACACAAGUAGGUUGGAGAUAGAUCUAUUGCUAUAUAAAGUUGUCAGACGGGACAUUUGAUAAGUUGUUUUGCUAAAUAAUUACACCAAUCUGUACAUAGCACAACUUUUCUAAAUAAAUAUACACAAUAGUGGUCAAUUUUGGAACUAAAAUUUUUACAACUCUUUUGGGGGGAGCAAGAUACCAAUAGAACUAUAACUGUGAUACAAAAAGUAAAGAUGCUGCCCAGAAAUAAGACUUUUCUUCUGAUAACAACGUAGCUUCAAUAUAUUGAUUACCAAAAAGCCAAAUAAAUUUGGUUUUCAAAAAAAAUAUUCUACAUGUGAAAAAUGAUAUUAAAAUAACUUUUCAGACUAUCUAGAUUGUGUAAUUGUUUAGGAGUGGAGAGGAUAGAGAGAGGAGUGUGUUGUAAUCUAAAAUCAUUCAGAGUUCAAAAAUGUCUUAGCAGGUUUAGGAAAUUUUGAAUUUGUUUUUUUCCAUUGUGCAAAAGAUAUACGAGAAGGUGCUCCAUUUUCAUAAAUUUGAAAAGGGGGUAUAUUAGAAGCCUUAAUAAUGCCAUUGUGAUAGGCCUAAACACAGAAAAUAACUUUCUUCUUUUUUUUUAAAAUAGCUAUUUUCAAAAAUUCUUUUCAAAGUGGUUAUAAAAUAUGUAAAUUUAAAUCAUGACAUGUAUACUUUAUUACUUUUAAUAAUGAUUUGAAAUGCCAUUCUCAACUACUUCCAUAAAUUAAAUGCUUAUAGUCAGAGGUAAUGCAGUAUAAUGACCAUACAGUUAAGAACUUAGAGAAUCUUUGCUUAUAUACUGAAUAUGUGCUGAUUUUUUGCAUUUCAUUUCUUCAGUUUUGAUGACACCAGAAAAUUCUUUAAGAUAAAGAAAAUGGUAUCUUAAAGUAGAAUUAAAAAUCAGUAGCUGUUUAUUGUUUUGGCUAUAACUAAAGGAACACCCAUCAAUCCAAUUGGCAGUAAGAGGAUUUUUAUUUCCUUAGGCUAAUUGAUUUUUUUAAAAAUAGAUUUGGAAAUAAAGAAUUAUUUGAAAUUCUAAUCAUAAUUAAAUUAUAAUAAAUCCACUGUUAUACAUAUGCCUUUUAAAACUAGGAUUCUGAGUCCUUAAUUUAAAAAACUAAAAUUCAAUAUUGUAUAAAAUCUGUCAUUUGGGGUUUAUCUUUUCUAAGAUAUUCAGGAUUAGAAAUAUAUGUUUGGGGUGUUAAUUUUGAAUUUUUAUCACAUACCUUUACCAUUUUUAUUAGCCAAAAUCUAAAACUGUAUAUACUUCACUUAUUUAACUUUAAAUUGAUUCUAUUUAUGUUCCUUAAACAUAAAGACAUGCUUUUAUGAAAAAAUACUUUGAUUUCCUAUUAUUUGAAAGGAUUAAAAAAUAAGUGAAGUUAUAUUACUAGCAUAGUUUCAUUACUAUUAACUUUGAUAAUAUCUGACUAUAUAACAUUUCUCUACGGAAUGGCUUUCCAAUUCAUGGACACUUAUUGUAAUGAAUGUUAAUUCAUUUCCCUAAUAUUAUUAUAUUUAAACUUCCGACUAGCUUUUGUCUUGUAUAAUAUUACUUGCGCCUUAUACAACUUUUGUAUAUUUAAUAUCUAGCUUUUGUAUAUAUUUCAUCUAGCAUUUGUAAAAUGGAAUUCAUAAUAAGUACUGUUAAAAAUAAAAUGCUUUAAUUCAUUUUAUAGAUCACUAACAUGUUUCAGACAUACACCAAAACUGUGUAUCAUGAUGUGACUGUUUUAGUAAGUAAAAUAAAACCGUAUGAGCCAUU
This is a messenger RNA of Sarcophilus harrisii (Tasmanian devil), 4072 nucleotides long. RefSeq names its product RP2 activator of ARL3 GTPase (gene RP2). Bases 371 to 1441 code for a protein of 356 amino acids. The transcript is spliced from 5 exons. Lineage: Eukaryota; Metazoa; Chordata; Mammalia; Dasyuromorphia; Dasyuridae. The record is from RefSeq and is a predicted model, not a curated record. Gene Ontology annotation, cellular component: periciliary membrane compartment; cilium. Gene Ontology annotation, biological process: post-Golgi vesicle-mediated transport. Gene Ontology annotation, molecular function: GTPase activator activity.